Messenger RNA from Rhinolophus ferrumequinum (greater horseshoe bat), 2094 nucleotides. It is a transcript of the gene MANSC1, whose product is annotated as MANSC domain containing 1. The record is from RefSeq and is a predicted model, not a curated record. The transcript is spliced from 4 exons. Lineage: Eukaryota; Metazoa; Chordata; Mammalia; Chiroptera; Rhinolophidae. The coding region runs from base 366 to 1643 and encodes 425 amino acids.
AGAGGACCGCACUCGCUGUUGCUGGGAAGCAGGUCCGGGUUGUAGGCCAGGAAUGUGCCCUUCCCCCCGGCAAACUUUCGGUGGCUGCAACGGAAGCAGGAACUUGCGAACCACAAACCCGCCAGGCACGGAGGUCCCUGCGGAGCAUCCCCUGCCUGACUCGCCAAGAUCCUCGCACGGAGUCGCCGCUGCUUUCCGGCGAGCGCAUCGGAGCUGUCCUCGCACGGGGUGGACCCCAGGGGCCCCAGGGUCCUCUCGCCGCCAGAGAGAAAUUCCAUCAUCUGUGCAAUCUUCUAAAGAAGCAAAAGAAGACCAGAGGAGGGUUAUCCUUGAUCUUGAAGACUAAAACUACACUGGAAUUUAAAAUGUUCUUCAGGGAAGAACAGAGCUUGACCUACACUUUUGUAAUCGUUUGUUUGCUGGCAGUAAGACUGUCCACCAGUCAGGAUUGUCCUACUCAGAGUCUAGAAGAUGUUGUCAUUGACAUCCAGUCAUCUCUUUCUAAGGGAAUCAGAGGCAAUGAGCCCAUUCAUACAUUAACUCAAACAGACUGCAUUAAUUCCUGCUGUUCAACAAAAAACAUAUCAGGGGACAAAGCAUGCAACUUGAUGAUCUUCGACACUCGAAAAACAACUAGACAACCCAACUGCUACCUGUUUUUCUGUCCCAGUGAGGAGGCCUGUCCCCUGAAACCAGCAAAGGGACUUAUGAGUUACAGGAUUAUCAGAGAUUUUCCAUCAUUGGCUGAACCUAAUUUGCAAACCCAAGAGUUAGCUAAAGAAGAUUCUCUCUUCCAUGGCCAGUCUUCACAAACAGUCACUCCCAUACCCCCUCGUCUGACAGGUUAUUCAAAACACCCUGAUAGCUCAUGGACAGAUACAUUUUCUCAGAACUUUGGAUCCUCAAAUCACUUGGAGAAACUAUUCAAGAUUGAUCCAGAGAGUACACGGUUCCCUGUUUAUAAAGAAAAAGACCAUUCUCAGAGUUCACAGUUUUCUGCAGAACGAAAAACAGCUCAUCUGCCCCCCGAAAAUGUGACCACAUUCCGUACUACAGUGACUGCUGCUUCUCUACAUACCACCUCUGCCACUCCAGAGCCCACAUUUCUCGUCCCCACCAACGCUCCAGCCAUCCCGUUUAUGACUUCUCAACCACAGGUGGCCACCACAGCGCGGCCUGCGAUGACAGUCCCUUCUCAGCCUCCAACAGUCAUUUCUACAAUUUUGACACAUGUGGUGGUAACACCCCAAGCCAGCAAGACGACAACAGCCGUUCCAACUACCCUCUUUCAGGCAGCUACAGACCUCAACGGCCCACCAGAAACGGCGCACUUGAGAAAAACUUUCGACUUAACUUUGAACACAGAGGAUGCCCAUAACGCGGCGACAGCCCUUUGGCCAAAUGUGGAUUCUUCUGCUACGAAUAAGACUGCUUCCCAGGACAAGGGGAAUGCCAGUUCAGGCGGCCCCUCCCAGCGCAGUCUUCCAUUUGAAAAGUGGCUCCUCAUUGGCACCCUGCUCUUCGGUGUUCUGUUCCUCGCCAUAGGGCUUGUCCUCUUGGGUAGAAUGCUGUCGGAAUCCCUGCGCCGGAAACGUUACUCGAGACUGGAUUAUUUGAUCAAUGGGAUCUAUGUGGACAUCUAAGGACGAAACUAGAUGUCUCUUAAUUCAUGUAGUUACUAGUAGCCCAAACGUAGUGAGUGGCUGCUGAUUCGCUGGUCUUAAGAGUGUUGAAUUAUUUGGAAGACAGGCAAAUGCCCCUUACUACUUUCUUGUUACUUUUGCCUUGAAGAGAAGGAGGGCAAGGAAACAAAUUAGGUAAUUUGAGUGAUCUGUCUCGAAAAUGUUAGCUGAAAACGAAGUUCUACCUAAAGUAAUAAAGUGUAAUUGCCAUAUAAAUUGGAAAAUGAUUGGCUUUUUGCAAAAAAAAAAAAUGGUUAGGACUUCUAGGCUCCAAUUUGUUAGUAUGUCUAGUUCCAAAUAAAGUCAACUAUUUAUGAUAUUAAUUCUAAUGGAUUUACUUUCCUUUUUAUGUGAAUUCCAAUAAAACUUAUUCCAGAUGUAUUUCCUUCCAAUUAAAUAUUUGAAUAAAUCU